GAGUCGCCACUGCUUUAGAGCUACUCAAAUAACAGCAGAGGAGGCACCCAAUGGAGCAGAGAACAACGCGGAUAACCUGAUGAAAGACUUAUCAGCACAGAACACGCCGUGCAGCUUUACCCGCGUGCGAUAAGAGUAUCCGAGCAACCGGGUGGAAAGUACGAAGAGCUUGGCUAUUCUUUUGCCCUCAAAACUCCGCUUCGGACGUUACGUCGUAACGCACCAAAGGGUGACCAUGCCUCCCAUCACCCCAUAUGCCGGCAAGUUCAACCCUUGCGGACUUUACGGCAGCAACAGCAACAACUACCAGCAGCCACACAGCCCAUACCGCCACUGCGCCUCGGUCAAGAUCACCAAGGAAAGCGCCUACAACGGAGGCUGUUCCGAGGCAGAGAACCCAUAUGACAUACCGCACGCUCACAGCCUGUAUUGCGUCGUAGCCGCGGACUCCGUAAACACUAAGGAGCGUCAUUACAGCAGCAGGAGUGCCGUUUCGGAGAAGCUUCACUCCGGCGCGCAGCCACACAGCCCACGUCAGCACAGCACUACCUGUCCCGCGCGAGUGCACCGCCAAACUAGCACCAGCAGCGGCAGCGAACAGUCCUGUCGGAGCAACGCCGCCGCCAAAAGUCGACUUUACGGACACGGCAUCACCGCCAGCUAUGGGGAAAUGUGUUACCACGACAACAGUUUGGUUUCGGCGUCCCUCGAAGCGCUGAUCCAACACUUGGUCCCGACUGUGGACUACUACCCCGAUAGGUCAUACGUUUUCACCUUCUUGCUGAGCUCACGCCUCUUUUUGCACCCCUACGAACUCAUGACGCGAGUUUGUCACCUGUGCGUGGAGCAACAGAGGUCCGGAGACACCCUGCUGGAUAAGAUCCGUUUCCGCGAGGUGGCGCCAAAGCUCGUUCAGCUGCUGACGGAAUGGACCGAGACUUUCCCGUAUGACUUCAGGGACGAGCGAAUGAUGCGUUGUCUCAAGGACAUGACGCACCACGUUGCCAGAGGGGACGAGUACUCCUGGCGGGCCAUGCAGCAGAUGACCCAGCGCUUGAUUAAACGCCUGUCCGCCCUCGGCCAAUAUGAAGAGGCGGUGGCCGCGUUGAGCGCCGUGGCGAGCGAGCGUCCCGCCUCCCUGAAGAGCAAAAGGGAAUCGGCGCUAAGAACCGACGUACUGAGCGUGUGUGAUGACCCUUUCAUCCUCGCUCAACAGCUGACACACAUUGAACUGGACAGGCUGAGUUUUAUCGGGCCCGAAGAGUUUAUCCAGACCUUUGCCUUGAAGGACCCUCUGGAGAACCACAAGGGUUUCUUCCGAAAGCGCAAGACCAGCAACCUGGAAACGUACGUGAACUGGUUCAACAGACUGAGUUACCUUGUGGCCACAGAAAUCUGUAUGCCGGUGAAAAAGAAACAGAGAGCGCGGAUCAUCGAGUUCUUCAUCGACGUGGCGCAGGAGUGUUACAACAUUGGGAACUUUAAUUCCCUCAUGGCAAUCAUCACUGGGAUGAACAUGAGUCCUGUUGCCAGACUGAAAAAGACUUGGAGCAAAGUCAACACCGACAAGUUUGAAAUUCUCGAGCACCAGAUGGACCCGUCCAGCAACUUCAGCAACUAUCGCACGGCUCUCCGCGGCGCCACCCAGAGGUCUGAGACCGCGCACAGCGUCCAGGAGAAGAUUGUGAUUCCUUUCUUCAGCCUGCUCAUUAAAGACAUCUACUUCCUGAAUGAAGGAUGUGCCAGCAGGCUGCCCAACGGACACAUCAACUUUGAGAAACUUUGGGAGCUAGCGAAGCAAGUGAGCGAGUUCCUGGUGUGGCGUCAAGUGAUAUGCCCGUUCGACAGAGAUCGCAGAAUCCUCCAACAUCUUGUCACCACGCCGGUUUUUGCCGAAGACGAGCUGCAUCUGGCCUCUUACGAAAGCGAAGGGCCGGAGAACAACAUGGAGAAGGACAGUCGUCGAUCUCUCCGAUCCUCCCUGUUGCAUCGAGAGAAUCGUUCAUGAGGACAAUCUCUUCCACUUUGCCAGGUGUAAAUAAACAUGUUAAAUAGCACGUUAAAGCUAGACAGUACAUUCCCUGGACCAGACCUGGAACAGCCGAAGCUGCAUUUUCUCAGUUAAGUCUCAACAGACUAAUAACUGCAAACUGAUAUGUGAUUUUGAGCCCUCCUAUGCUGAAGGAUUCCACUUUCUGUGUAAUUUCAUGGCCUCGUCAUUUUUUUUCCUGAGGCACUUCAUGCAGAGAGUUUGUCGGAAAGGUCGGGCGGACUUGCCUUAUUCCUAUCGUCAUGUUCGGCAAUCACUUAUGACAACACUCCAGUUGAAGGACCAAUUAGUUUUUAUUGUAACACAAUGGAGACCAGGAAGUGGACAUUGGGCCCCGUUGUCUUAUUGAGCGCUUCAUUUCAAUUUUUUUUAUGUCAACAAUGAAAUAUUGCUCUAACAUGAACUCCUGUGUGGCACUUUGAACUUUGUUCCGGUGAACCAGUUGUGCAAUGUCGUACAAGCUGAACCCUGCGCUUCAUCUUCACCUGUGUUUUCUUACUGGACUUAUUGGCUCCUCUUCCUACAGUAUUAAUUUGUAUUUUGUAUCAAAACAAAAAAGUAUAACACUGAAUGUUCCUUGAGUAUUCACAGUGCUGGUUUGUAAAGUGUUUUUUUGUUGUUGUUGUUUUUUACAUUUGCACACAGCAGCUAAGCUUUGAUAGAAGUGUGUGUGGAGUACAGCUUUAACACAAUUAGGAAACAAGUCAUCCUCCAUGUCUCUUUUCAUGAUAAGGGGACAUCUGUAUCAUUUUUUUUACAUGUAAAAAAAAGAAGCUCUUUUUAUGGUCUAAAUGUUUUAUAAAAUGCUUUGUGUGCUUUGUUCAA
Messenger RNA from Hippocampus zosterae (dwarf seahorse), 2875 nucleotides. RefSeq names its product ras-GEF domain-containing family member 1B-B-like. Lineage: Eukaryota; Metazoa; Chordata; Actinopteri; Syngnathiformes; Syngnathidae. Gene Ontology annotation, biological process: positive regulation of GTPase activity; Ras protein signal transduction. The record is from RefSeq and is a predicted model, not a curated record. Gene Ontology annotation, molecular function: guanyl-nucleotide exchange factor activity. Gene Ontology annotation, cellular component: plasma membrane. The coding region runs from base 236 to 2008 and encodes 590 amino acids. The transcript has 13 exons.